AUGUAUACCAUCUGCGCAGCCGCCUUAUCGCUCUUUGUUCUCCAGGUUCAUGGAUAUGCCAAUCCAGGCAGUUGCUCUGGUGCGUGCAAUGUCCAUGAUCCAGGGUUGAUUCAACGAGACGACGGUGUAUAUUUCCGCUUCUCAACGGGGAACAAGAUCUCGUAUGCCCAAUCAUCGUCCAUUGAGGGACCGUGGACAGCCGUGGGAUCUGUGGUCCCGGAUGGGUCGUCAAUCAACAAGGCUGGUAAUGACGAUCUCUGGGCGCCUGAUGUUCAAAAUGUCAACGGUGUUUACCAUGUUUACUAUACAGUGUCGACGUCCGGCUCGCAAGACUCUGCAAUUGGACUAGCGACAUCCGACACAAUGGACGAGGGUUCUUGGAACGACCAUGGAGCGACGGGAAUUUCGUCCAGCUCUUCAAAAUCGUACAAUGCCAUCGACGCAAAUCUCUUGAACGAUGACGGUACUUACUACCUGACAUUUGGUUCCUUUUGGCAAGAUAUAUUCCAAGCCCCGAUGAACUCUGCUGCGACCAAGGCUGCUUCGUCGUCAUACAACAUUGCCUUCGACCCGAACGGUGAACAUGCUGUAGAGGGAGCGUACCUGUACAAAUAUGGCGGUUAUUACUACCUUUUCUAUUCUGCUGGAGCGUGUUGUGGUUAUGACACAUCCAGGCCGGCUGAUGGAGAUGAAUACAAAAUCAAAGUCUGCCGGUCUUCCUCAGCUACUGGUGGCUUUGUUGACGCGACUGGAACUGCCUGCACGGAGGGUGGAGGAACAGUUGUUCUUGAGAGCCAUGACAAUGUUUAUGGACCUGGUGGACAGGGCGUCUUUACCGACCCGGAUCUUGGCCCCGUUCUUUACUAUCAUUAUGUCGACACGACGGUUGGCUAUGCGGACAACCAGAAGCUUUUUGGAUGGAACGCGAUCGAUUUCUCCAGUGGAUGGCCGGUGGUAUAG
Molecule: messenger RNA, 960 nt
Organism: Aspergillus chevalieri
Lineage: Eukaryota; Fungi; Ascomycota; Eurotiomycetes; Eurotiales; Aspergillaceae
Product: arabinan endo-1,5-alpha-L-arabinosidase
Exons: 4
Coding region: 1-960 (319 amino acids)
Biological process (GO): carbohydrate metabolic process
Molecular function (GO): arabinan endo-1,5-alpha-L-arabinosidase activity
Source: RefSeq, a predicted model, not a curated record